Pocillopora meandrina is the source of this 14264-nucleotide messenger RNA. The record is from the annotation of a GenBank genome assembly. Lineage: Eukaryota; Metazoa; Cnidaria; Anthozoa; Scleractinia; Pocilloporidae.
UCUAGCUUACUAGAAAAGCUUGGAGCUCAAACCAUGUCAAGAGAGAAAAGAAGAUAUUAUAGUGAAGAAGAAGGUUUGCUCUUAUUUCCUUUCUCGUGUGAUGUGUUAAUUAGAGUUCCCCUUUGUUGAGGUGCUCGUGCGAGGGUGACUCUAAGUUGUCACGUUUAAUUCAUCUGCUGUACCACAGAUAAAGAUUAUAUCUUCUUUACGUGCGACAACCUCGAAGUGUUUUACUUUUCCGAUUCCUGAUUCAAAGACGACGUGAAAAUGGUGGGGAACAAAACUGUUGAUCUAAAGAAGAAGCCGAGGACGAGUGGCUCAUCGAUGUUUUUCUCACUAAGGAUUUCUACUGUCAGCUGUGUGUCUUGCUUUUGUGCUUGGAAAGGCUGGCGAGAUAGAAAAUAUUUUGUUUUUUUAAACAAUAGGAUGCAGAGCCACAUGUUGAUGUUAUUUUUCUUCUAUUGUGCUGUUUUUUUUCGUUGGUUUGUUUUUGUCACCGAAUCAUCAUAUGUUAGUUCCCAUUCUUCGAAGUGUGCGGACAUUGUGGGCCUCAUUGGACCAUUUUAUAUCUGGGUGCCACGAUAACUUUCAAAAUCAGCGAUUUAACACUGAUGGACCCUGCUGUAGAUGUACAGCUAAUUAAAUCGUUCUUUGCAGGGAUGACCAAUCAGUUUCCUUUGAUCAACAAAUUUACAUGUAAAAGUUGACUGACAAUUUCAUAAACUCUAAAGAGAAAUCAACCAGAAUAACAUAUAUUUCCAAAAUUUCUGGAAAUGGUAUUUCUUUGGUAUUAUCAUUGAAACAGCUUGAUUUUUCUUAAGUUUUAUUACGACUCCAACCUUUCAUAUUUCCAAGUCCAUGCUUCAGGACCAUUUAUCUUGAGAUACGCCAUGUACAGUAAAUUUAGAUGUUUUUCAUUUUUAGUACCUUCUUGUUCUCAAGGGAGUGUUAUGACAUCUGUCCUUAUUGCUUUGAGGAAUGAGUUUGUGACUUAAAUGGUUUGUUAUUGAUACUUUAUGUAAUGCUUUUUGUUCCUGUAAAUUCUCAGAUGGGAGAGCACGCAAAAGAAGAAGAACAACUGAAACUGUGGAUAUUGAAGAUCGGUUAGAAUCCCUCAUUACACGUGUUGGAGAAAAGGUACAAGCUCUCAGUGCAAUACAUGUAUAUUAAACUUUCACUGUCUAUUAGAAAUACCUUUCCUUGAAUUUUAUCUCUUGAUACAGAGUACUUCAUCGCUUGAAAGCAAUCUGGAAGGUCUUGCCAAUGUGCUAGAAGCUGAUCUGCCAAAUUAUAAAGAACGUAUCCUGAAGAUUAUUUGCACUUGGUAAGAAACCAUAGCAUAUUUUUUUUUUUUUGAUUGGCUACACAAGAGUUUAUUAUUCCACUACUAUGCCAUAACAAUGUAAUACUGUGCCAUAUCUUGUGCAUUCUGAUAUGGCAUCUUGGUUGAUUUCCCUUUUGGGGGCUGUUAGUCAACUGUUACAUGUAAAUUUAUUGGUCAAAGGAAACUGAUUGGUGAUCCCUGCAAAGAAAGACUUAAUUGGCUGUUUGUCUAAAGCACUGGAAAGCAGAGCAAUAAAACAGUUGCGCUGAUUGAUCCAUGACUUUUGAAGCAACAAAAUUUAGAGAGCAUCACAUUUUUUGUUAGUCAUGAAAAGCACUUCUGUGGUUUUACUUGUGUUGUACAUUGUAAAUUUAUCAAAACUUCGAUGUGUUUCUCACUUUUCUUUGUUCAGUUUUACAAGCUUGAAAUUUGCAUGUGAAUUUAUGCUUUCAGUGCUACAAAUCUACCAGAGAAAAUCACUAUCUACAGCACACUUGUUGGACUUUUAAAUGCAAAGAGUUACAGCUGUGGAGAGGAGGUACUCUGUCAACUCAAGUUUUUUGUUUCAGUUCAUCAAGUUUACACAAAAAAUUGCCAACUGAGGUUUUGAUUUUGAUUAUACAUAGAUCAGAAAAGAAAUGUCCUUAGUGAGCUGUUUUUCCAGUUUAACCCACUUUCUGCUGGAUACUAAUGGCUCAAUCUAUUGUUUAGUUCCUAGACAUGAUUUUGGAAAACCUCAAGGAAGUGCUGAUUGCUGCUCAAUUUGAUAGAGCUAGAUUAAUGGUAAUCAAUUAACUUUUGAUAAAUUAGCUUUUGAUAUAUUUAUUUCUAGGGUAUUUAUUAAUUUCAUUUUAACUGAUCUUUUGUGGGUUGCCACUGAUGUGGAGUAACUUGGAGUGUUAAUGCUAGUUUGUUGCAAGUAACCCUUGACCCCUCUUGGUUCCUGGUAAUUCAGUACUAUAACCCAUAUCCUUAGGUUUUGGGAAAGAUUGGGUUACAGAAGCACAGAACAUAGGCAACCCAGCAAGUACUUAGGUCUAAACCUUUCAGUCUGGUCUGAUUUAAGGAUCCUAAUCACCAUAAGUAGGAUCUGAAUCUCUUGACACACUAUUAUUUCUCUUGCAUGUAAUCAAAGUGUUUUUAAUCAAAUUGUACAGUUUUGACAUUUAUUGUUUUUACUAGGUGCGGUUUCUUGCUGAUCUCGUUAACUGCAGAGUUCUCAUGCAUAGUGGACUGCUGGAGUUUUUUGAUAAGUUCCUGGCUGCUACUAUGGAGGACAAUGCUCCACAGGUGAAAUCAUCCUUGUUUUUGCACAUGUUAUACCUUAAAAAAGCAUUCCAUGUAAAUAAUUUUGUUUACCAUUUAUAAGAAAAUUCUUCACUUUUUUUUGCUUAAAGGUUUUCUUAUUCUUUGCUGUAUAAUGUGCUUUCAUUACUUUCAUAAGAUGAUUCCUAGUUAUUUGAUUUGAACCGUUCACUCUGCAAGUCAUCAUCCCUUUAAAUCUGCGAUCACAUCUAAUUUCAUGAUGCAUUUUGUAAUAUUUAUGGUAACAUAAAUAUUAUUUAUGAUAUUAAUGAUAAUCCUGAAAGUAAUGGUAAUGAUUGUUUUAUUGUGAAUGAUCAGUAAAUCUUACACAUUGUCCUGACAGAAUUAUCUUUUCAAUGGGAAAAUACUAUUGCCUGUUUAAUAUGUUUUAGGCCCGGUCUGACUGGUUUGUGUACACAGUACUAUCUUCAUUGCCAUGGGUAAGUUCAACCGCAAAAGUCGAUUUAAAUGGGAAAGUGUUGACAUAAUUUCUUCUUCUCUGACAGUCUCCCUACCAACAUAUCAGCCCUGAAUCAAACAUCAGGGUUAUAAGAAUAUGAAAAUGAUCACCAACUAAAAAAGUUCUUGAUUGCUAAACAAAUUCUCCUUGUCAGGUCAACCCCUUGUCCACAUUACUGAGCUUUUACUUGGUCCUAUAAGUAAAUGUUGUCAGUAGAUGUACAGUAUGACAGCAUCUAGUAAUUUGAACAAAAUGCUUAAUUUUAACAGCCUAAGCAAUAUGAAAAACCAGGAUUAAUGUAAGUCUAAAUUCUAAUUUCUCCUUAUCUUUAAAACUUAAAAAUCAACUAAGAAAUGGUUUCAACCCCCAUCCCUUCACAUGGAUUAAUUUUAGCAGUUUCUUUUGUGAUAAAUAACAUUACUGAGGUCUCUCUCUUAUUCUAGGCUGCCAAAGAACUCUCUGAGAAGAAGAGUCUGGAAUUUGAACGGUUGUUGUCAACAAUUGAAAGCUACAUAAGGUACAAUUUUAAAUAGAGGUCAACUGAGCUGCUUGUGAAAAGACCUGCUGACUUAUCUACUUGUACAUGCAAAUCCAUCAGAUGUUAAUGUUCUUGAUGUUUAUUUUUUAAAUUGACUAGUCAAAGACAGAAGACUCACAUUCCUGCCUUGCGAGUGUGGUCAUCUGAUGAACCUCACCCUCAAGAAGAGGUAAGAUGUCGUAACUGUUACACUGCACAAGGAAGAAAUUUUUAUCUUGCUCCAUCAUACUGAUUAAAUUUAAAAAGUUAAGCUUAGUCACAUCUAAAAUUUUUAACCUGGUUACAUAUGGCACUAUUAUUUUCCGUUUACAUUAUUAUACAGUUAUAUGGCAUAGGAGCUGAUAACCAAGAUUUUUAGUGAACCAAUCAGAAUGCUGAAAAUGUAAUAUGGGAGGUUGAGCAUUUGAUUAAUUAUUGUUAUAUUACAUUCAAGGUCCUGCAAUUGAUAUUAGUUUCAUGUUUAAAGCCCUGAAAAUUUUAUUGUCUUAACAGUAUCUUGAUUGCCUAUGGGCACAGAUUAAGAAGCUCAAAUCAGACAACUGGCAGGUUUGUGGCAAAAAUAGUCUUAACAUGUUUUGAAAGCAACCUAAAAAUGAAUGAACAAAACAAAAACUGAAAUGCUUAUUGGUAUUACAUCUAUAUGCUCUUUUUCUUUUCUGCAGGAAAAGCAUAUCAGGAGACCUUAUCUAGCUUUUGAUGAUGUGUUGGGAGAUGCCUUACAGGUAAAAAGUCUGAAGAACAUUUCAAUCUUAUUUAGCAAGCAGCAUGUUUAUUGCAUGCUUGAUAGGGUCAUGAUUGAAGAGGUGUAGGGAAAAUGUCCCUGGGGACUUCUGCGAUAUUACUUUUCCAACUUGUCUCAUUCCCUCUUGUUAUAAUGCACCAAUGGUCAUGAAGGGCCUUCAUGUUGACACCCCUUCAAUUUAUUUCUCUUAAAUUACAGUCAGCUCUCUCGUAGGUGGACACCCUCAAGAAUUGGAAAAGUGUCUGUCAGUAGACUUACAUUGUAGUUUAGUAGAAAUAAGUUAAAGGAGAGUGUAAACAAAAGGAAACUCAAAUUUUCACUUCCAAGUCUGUCUGUGUCCUCUUACAAGAGAGUGCCUGCUUGUGGGAAUGUCAAAAUACAAAGUUUGACUGGAGGUGUCUGUAAGUAAAGCUGUCCACUUACAAGAGUGUUUGUUAGUGGAGAGUUGACUGUAGUUUUUAGUCUGUUUAUCAAUGAAGGAUGAUGUACAGUGUACAUGUACAUGUACAUGUAUUCUUUAUGUGGAAUCAAUACAUAAACCACCAUUUUACUAUGGGUUAAUAUGAAAGAAAGGCUGUAUUUGUUUUGGUCAAACCCUAUCAGUAUUUUAAUUAAUUCCUGUUUAAAAUGUGACACAGGCUGUUUUGUUAGUCAGUUUUAUAAACAGUUAUUGCAGAAAAUUGGUCAUACAUAUAUAAAAAUAGCUGACAAGAUUUUAUAUGUUAAAUUUUGAUAAAAUUUUAUGAUUCUAUUACCCUAGUUAUGGAUGAUAUUGAUUUCAUGAUUGCUUUAUUUAAGAAAAUGAAUAAUUGCAAAAACAUUGAAUUGCAUUUUUCCCACAGCACACCCUUCCUUCAUUUGCACUUCCAGCAGAGAAGGAUGGCACUGUUUACCCACUUCCAUCUGUAGUUUAUAGAAUGUUUGAUUACACUGAUGUACCAGAGGUAAGUAUAUUAAUACAAAGCUGACUUUUGCAAAGAGUAGUUUAUUCGUCCUUGCACAGUUUACCUUUAGAGAUGGUGAUAGUACAUAGUCAUUACUGGGGGAACAACACACUGCACAAGGUUAAUUUUUCAAUGAUUUGCUAUAAAUGCCACUAUUGAAUAGUUGAUUGGGGAUUCUUCUGCAAUUGAGGACCAGGCUAUUGAUAUUAUUGAUUUUUGAAUGCCAUUAAGGAUGCAAUGCUUGACUAGUUUGCUUGAAAUUUUGAGAACUGUUUUUUUAGAAGUAGAAGUAUUUAACAAUUCUUUUAUUGUGUUUUCAGAAAAUCACAAAAAUUAACAUUGCUUUUCCUAGGGUCCAUCUAUGCCAGGUGCUCAUGCAAUUGAAAGAUAUCUGAUAGAGGAGGGUAUUCGAAGAACAAUUCAUGCUCAUUUCAAGGACAGAAAGGAAUGGUGAGAGAUGUGUUGUUAGCUCCAUUGUAGCACCUGAUGUCCUGUCAUCUCAUAAUAAAGCCUAGUUGUGUUCUUUGCUGCAGUUAAUAAUAAAUGUUAUUGUUGAUGAGAUUUUAAAUGCAAAGCUCAGGUUUUCAUGGUCUGUUUGCAAUUUGCUAUCAUGAUGGAUGAGUUAUUGAGUGUUAUGAGCAUGGGGUAGUGAUCCUAGAUAAGUAUUUAUUAUAAAUAUGUCCCUAAAGCCUGAGGUCCAACACACUCUCUCAUGAUAUUAAUAACUAUAAGCAAUUUUUUUGAAAAUUUGCAUUAAUUUAGAUUUACUCUUACAAGAAACAUUUUUGACAUAUUGAAUGCAUUUUCCCCUUUUAGUGCAAAUCAGCUGUUAAAUUUACCUGGAAAGUCUAAAGUGCCUAUUAAUUAUUGUGUCAUUGAGGUAAAUCAUGGUCAAACUGUGACAUAUGAGGUUCUAGUUAAUAAAGUUAUUUUAAUCUUUUAUUUGGCUUUUUGUUAACUACUGUUGUUGGUGGAGAGGAUAAGCCGUGAAUAUCCACUACAACUCUCUGAGAAGUGAAUUAGCACAAUAUUUGAAUUUGAUUAAAUAGUCUACUCAGAAAUAGAUGUGGGGAAACAAGUCUUCCUUUAACUGCUUCUUUUGAACCUAAGAAACUAUCAUGAUUUACAUGUACAUACAUAUGUAUGUGAAAACCUUAACCAAGAAAAUGAUCCAAACAGAUGAAAAAAAGUAACUGAAUACACUUAUUGUUGGAUGACAUUUUAUUUCUGUUAUUUUCUUAUUACCUAAAGGUAUUGUAAUUGUAUUUCUCUUUCAGGUGAUCUUUUCAGAAAUGUUCAGACUUCCAAUGUCAUAUCAUACUCAAGUAUUCUAUGGUUCCUUGAUUAUGGAACUGUGCAAACUAAGAUCAGAUACAAUUCCAGGCAUUGUAUCCUUCCUUUACUUAAAACUUAAAUAUACGUAGUCAACAAGAAAGAUUUUCUGACUGUUUAUGGACAAAUUAAUGUAAACCCAGUACUUUUUUAUUUUCAAUUCUUCUGUAGUCCUUUACCAAUAAGGAUCUCAGGUUGGGAUGAGCCAAACACAAUGAUAUUGAGUUGUUUUGACAAAGACAGAAGGUGAAAAACUGAUAAAAGUUAAAACAAGGUAAAACAAGGUGAAAGUUAAAACACUCCUUAAAGGUGAAAAUUUAAAAACAUUUCAGCUUAAUUUUCAAACUGAACAAGCUUUGACAAAUUUUGAACUCCUUUUCUGUGAGAAACUCUUUGCAUGCUGCAAAGUUGUAGCAACAGAUAGGAAGUUUUUUUGCUGUAUAUAAAACAGUACAGAACAUGACUAUUAGCUGCUUUUGUAAGAUAACAUGAAAAUAUAAGUUUAGUACCACAAUGUGAUUUGCAGCAAACUAACCUGUAAAUAAAUGCAUGUCAGCUGAUUCAAAUUCAAGUUCUUCCUUAAUGGACAUCUUCAGGUUGCCCAGGCAACAGAAUUAUUGUAUGAAAGGAUAGAUACAAUGAACACAACUUGUGUAGAAAGGUAAGUUCUGAAUUAAACAACCUUUGUUUAAAAGGGAUAAGCCUUACUUUUGUUGCAGCAUUCUCUUGUUGUAUCUUUUGAGGGACGAGCCUGUACUACACAAACUUCUCACAAAAAUUUCAUCCCUGAACUGAAUGGCUAUCCUAACCAACAUCUACUUUGCAAUGCAUUAGCUGCCCAUUCAAUUUUUUGCUGUGCACAAGUGCUCCUGAACAUUUUUUUCUUUAGACACUUUAGCAUUAUUUUAAAUAUUUUAUUUUAUUUAUCAUAUGUUUUAUAUAUCUUACAACUUUUUAAUCCAAUUAGUUAGGGAAACGUUACAGAGUUAACUAGUAAUUUUUUUCCUUUUUAAGAUGUUGUUUUGAUAAAUUGAUUCUCUUAUCUUUAAUAAAUAUUAUGCCGUUAUAGAAUUUGUCUCAGGUUUGAUUUAAGAAGUCUGUCCAACUCUAGGAUAUAUUCGUUAUGAAGAUUGAUGAAAUGUCUUCACAGGUUUGUUUGUUGGCUUUCGCAUCAUCUCAGCAACUUCCAGUUUAAAUGGAGUUGGGAUGAAUGGUAAGUCUGUUAAUUUUUUUGAAGCAUCAUUUUAUCCCAAAAAUGUACAAGCAAUGAUUAUUUAAAUACUUUAAAAUCGCUUCUCGUAAGAGGCAUAGAGAAGACGGUUUGCGAAUCUUUCACCGUGCUGCGGAAGAAAAGAAGAGGGGCCCUGGGAAUGGGGUUACUGGUCGCGAUUGCGACCUGAAGAUAGUACCAUCCUCGUUUUGACCUUGACCAAAGAAAUGAGCGACAAGGAACCGUCCUGUCAAUUUUGUUCUUUUUUUUUAUUUUGAAGGGUAUCUGCAACUGACGCCGGACUGGAAACACCAAGAUGUGUGUUCUUGAAUGAACUUUUUGAAAGAAUUCGAAGGUUAGUUACUGUGAAUGGCAAAAUGGUAAUUUUUACGUGCCUUUGCAGCGGUGCGCAUUUUAUAUGUCGAAUUCAUAGAAUAUGACAAGAAAUUGCGCUUCAGAUGAGAGAAGUUCGCACUUAAAACUAAUAUUACAAUUCUCUGAAAAUUCUUGAAUUCUGACCGUUUACCGUCUUUGCUUAAUGAAUGAUUUUAAUUUCUUUAGACUAUCAUACCAUCAGUUCCUGGUUGAGAACAUCCCUGAGGGAUUACAUGGCGUACUCCCCGCUGUACCUACACCCAACUACCGAUACUCAGACGAGGAAGGUAUGAACAAUACGGUACUUCAUUUUAAUGAUUACGAAGGUACUUCCGAUUAGCAAGCUCACACUUUUUACCUUGUUAUUGAAUUUUCUGCGGCAUUGUUGCCAUGUUUUGGCCGGAGAAAACUGAGAGUGCAAUACGCAUAAAACAGUCAGUUUUUUUUAAAUGCUCCGUUCCUGCCUUGCUUAUUCUCUCUUGUUUCCUUCCUGCGAGAAGGCAAAUUAGGAAACCCCUGCGUAAAGGUGUUUAAUAGACAGGAUUUAUUUCCCUUUCUAUUUUCAAUUCAUAACUUACAAUACAAAUCAGUGAUAAUGCAGUACUCUGUACACAACAAUAUUGAUUCAAAGUACCUACCACAUUAGUUUACUUACGCUACGUGUUAUCAGUCCACAAUUCUAGUCCAAUACUUACGAACUACAAAGCAUCUUAUAAGUUACUUCUAAUUUUCUGCCAGGCAAGUUGGCUGGACAAGACAAAGCGAAAGAGCUUAUAGACGCAAUCAGAGCCAAGAAAGAUGUCGAUCAUCUUCAGACUAUUUUAAACAACAUACCAGCAAAUGCAACUGGUCAAGAAGAUGACAAUGCUGAUGGUAAUAGCUUUGUUUUUUUUCGUAAUCAGGCAAUCUUUUGUAGUUAAAAUUUGAUGCAGCACGAAAUUCUAAAACUUAUUUAACACUGCAAGAGGAGGUAGAAGCCUAGUGGAAACAGUUUCAAUUUUCUGCGCAAAUCCACAUUGUUAAUCAUGCCUUCUCCACUAUUUUUUGUUUUUCGCUCCUACAAUGUAACACUGAAGCAGAGGAAUGUUUUUGCGUCUCGACUAACAACCGAAAGAACGCAACAAUUUUUGCUAGUGCGCUUUGACAUAACAAAAGAUAACUAGAAACCCCUUGUUUAAAAAUUUUGCACGCAAAGCAACAGAAUAUAGAUUUGUGGCAAGUGCGACAUGCAGAACACUUUACUUCCGUUAUCCAUUUACGUCACAAAAACGUCUGGGUUGCGCGAUCAAUCUUAAUCUAGACCAAACCUCCUCAUUGUUUGUGUAACGUGAUGAUUCAUAGCCUGUAAGUGUUUCUCUUAUCUUUUCAGCGCCAGUAAUCGACCAUACUUUUCCAGUAUUACGUCUGGAGGUCUUGCUUCAAGUUGUGUUCAAACUCGGUUCCAAGUCUUUAAGUCAUUCAUUCAGUGCUCUUACAAGGUAACAAAUGGAAAUAUUCGCUAGAACUAUACUCGGGCCUGCUAUCGAAGAACGGAGGCCAACUCGAAAUCGUCCCGAUGAAAUUCUCCCCUUAUAAUUAUUGAAGUAAACAAUAUGAUCUUAGAUGAUAUUCAAGUAAAUGAUUGAUCGUCGCAGGUUAGCUGCAAUCAAUAAAAUUGAGGGAAAGAAGCCAGAGAAAAUUCAGGCUUCGACGAAAUUCGAACCCGUGCCUCCUAUUCAAGUCUUCUCAGCCCAACAUCAGUAUGCGUAUUCUCCAUACUGCUCUCUGUUUACUUCCUAAGGGCUGACUUGGAGAAUUUGUGUAACCAUCAAGAGCUUCUUUAGUUAGUGACCUUUAAUGUUUGAGAAAUUAGACGCUAGUCACUCUCAAAGGUCAAAGAGUUAAAUAAUCACAUUUGUAUACCAUCCGUUUUGGGGAUUUUCGACGGGCCUCGAGAGUGGCUACAUAGUGGGAAUCCGACUGUAAUAGUGGUGUAGUGUGAGAGUUACUUGAAAAUAGAGAAUUUUACGAGGGAGAAAAACAGUGCUUUGUUUUUGCAAAGAUGAACACCUGUGAUAAGCUGCUACGUGUAGUAUAUUUAGCUGAGUUGACAAUCGAGGAAUAGGGAAUUUAGCAUCCUUUGGAUUUUAAUUCUCAAACUCUCAGUAGGAUGUACUUAGUAGUUUUUUCUUGGAGAGGUUAUUUUGAACUUUGAUUUUUAGGUUUCAUAAACUGUUAAAAAAUGUUAUCGUGAACGAAGAAGCUCAGAUCCAUUGUUUGAAGAUUUUGCACGAGUUUUGGUCAUCAAAUCAUCAGGUUUGUAAUCACCACAUUUAAAAUAUUGAAAUCUUUACUUAUUUCUGUCUGGGCUUUUCAUGAUAAGUUUUCCUUGUAAAACAUGUACAGUUACUUGAAAACUGUUGAUCUUGGUAAACUUUUACGGUUUAUGUUCACACGCUAUUAUUGCGCUAAUAGUUUGCAACUCAGGCUACAGAACGCCAAGUAUUUCUUUCGUGGCCAAAAUUUAGUGGUAGCAUAUCAGUGUAUGAUAGCUGUGGUUCUUUCUUUAGAUCGUUGUGGUGCUGGUUGAUAAAUUGGUUCGCAUGCAGAUCACUGACUGUUCAGCGGUUGUCAACUGGCUUUUUUCCAAAGACAUGAAGGAAAACUUUACAAGGUAUUUUAUGAUGGAAAUUUUACUUUUAUGGAUCGCGAAAAAUUGUACUUACAAACAACCAUGUUUUUAUAUCAAUCAUUAGGAUGUUGAAAUUAUAUACUGCAUGUAGAAGGAAAUUACAGUUUUAUCAAGACUUAAGUUAAUAAAAGUAUGUUUCAAGAUGUUACAUCUACCCACGUGGUUUUGAAACUCAAGUAGGUAACAUUUUGUGGUUGAAGAGUUGAACGUAAGUAAUUUUCAACGUCACAAAAAGCGAUUUCUUUCGUAGCUCAGUUCGGUUGUUGAACCCUUCCACUCUUAGGAGUGACCGAAAAGUAUUUUCUCUUAACAAAAUCGAUACCUUCCAAGGGGACAGGUGAUGAGAAUUCAGAAAAAAAAUACCAACAAGGGGGUUUAUAUUAGUUGCCGCCAAUUUCUCAGGCCUAAAAUGAAAAGAAAUCUGUGGCAGACAGUUAGGAGAAUUACUCUUGAGAUAUUGGAAGAGGAAAAUGGGCAAAUGAAUAUUGCGAACUCUGUUCUGACAUAAAGUAUCAAUAAUCUAGAUUUCCCUCCUUUCCUAACACUCUUACUAGUGCUAUCCUGCUGCUGUUUAUCAUUUGAGCAGUUUUAAUCCUCAAGAAAGAUUGUGCACUUAGUCGUUUAUCUUUUGUAGCUCCUCUGUCUCUUCUCUUCGUUCUUUCUUUCUUGUUCGAUCCCUUUCUGUUAAAUAAUUUGAUUCUUUUAUCUCCUUUCCAAGAUUAUACGUGUGGGAAAUAAUGACGAGUACCUUAAAGAAAAUGAGCAAGCAUACUAGUAAGGUAGGAAGGGUUGCACGUUGUGCUUCAAAGGUUCUUAAAAUUCGAGUGAAUUUUAAAAUUUUUAAGUCGUGUGUGUUGUGUCUGUAGGUUUCAGGAGAAGUACAGGAAGCUAAGGAAAAGGUGGCGAAAUUGGAAGAAAAAGCCAAGAAACAGGUCAAUGGUGUGAUUGAUGAAAUGUCAUGUAACGCAUAGUUCUAAUGUGGUUUUCCCUUGAAUCGCGUAACUUAUUUUUCUUGUUCGGGAUGAAAACCCGUACUGAAAAAAAGUUAAAACUCGAACAGAUCGUGACAUUUGCAUAAUAGAUAGCCCUUACAUUAGGACUACGCUGUGCGGCUAUUUCGUCAGUGCAACCACCAUGUGUAAAGAGACUUGGAGGUCCGAUCAAUUUCAAUCCUGUACUUUUUCUCUCUCUAUUACAGAUGACCGCUGGAAAGUUUUUUUGCACGUGAUCACGCACAAUUACCAACGAUCUGCGGCGAUGAUAUAAAACUAGUUGCACGUGAAGGUGUUUCUAUCUUUUAAAUAUGAUUUCUUUUUGAGUCAGGCAGGAGAAGCCAAUGGAAAUUCAAACCUUGAACCUGGUGUAGCGGAAGAUUUAAGUAAAAAACAAAAGCAGCUGGAAGAACUUACAGAAAAACUGGAAAAUGCCCAAAGAACGCAAAAGCAACUCUUCCUUAUUGUUUUCCAGGUUAGAAAUAGCACGAGUUUUGAAUGUGAUACGUAGAGAAAUUUAAUGGUAUUAUGUUGUAUAAAAAUUAAAUUUUAGGUAGUCAAGAUCGUUUAAAAUGAAAGUUGAGUUGGUUGGCUAGAUUGACCUAUAAAUCUUUUUCUGUCAAUAUUAUCAUUUUGAUUAUUAAGAUUGUACAGUUCGUAAUAAGAGUGUUUACAGUUGUGUGAAAUAAUGACAAAUUUCUGAUCUGUGUGUUCUCUGUCUUUAUAACCAUAUUCCAGCGUUUUAUAAUGAUCUUAACGGAACACAUUGUUCGCUCUGAGCAACAGCAGUUGGAUGUAAACACUCAGUGGUUCAAGUACACAACAGAAAGACUCCGAGAAAUAUUAAUCACGGUAAUUUCUCAUAUUGUUAUUUGAUAGCUAAGGAUUGGCGUAUUCCUUUAAGAAGCUAUAGAAGAAAAACUUCUAAUGAUGUACAGAAAAAUAAAUUGACCAGCUCUUAAGAAGCUUGCACUUGCUUUAAACUGCUGUAUUACUUGGUAGACUAUGUUAGAUUGUGUUUUUUUAAUCAUCAUCUCCAUCAUUUUUGUUAUUAUUAUUAUUUUAUUAUUAAUUAAAGUAUUGUCACUGUUCUUAUUACUUGCAUUAUCUUUUUGAAUUUCAUGAUAAUCGACAUUGUCAUUAUCAUCGUCAUUAGCAUAACAGUUAUUGUCAUCGUUAUUACAUAAGUAUGAUUAUCAUUAUUAUCAUUAAUAUUAUUCUGAAUUUUUUUAAAUGAGCUACGUUCGUAAUUUGGAGUCUUUUUCGCGCACGUGCAAUACCACCUUCGUUCCUCGAGAGAAAACAAAAAUUCCCUCAGUAAGAUAGAAAAACAUAACAACAAUAAUUCAGGUAGAAGCAAGGACGGCCAAGAUUGUAGAAGAUUGUAAGGGACGAAUCUAGGCUAACUUUCUAAGAAGCACAACCAGCCUUAGCUCGUGUGAGCUGUUUCAUUUAGAGCAGAAGCAUUUCUUAUGAUCCUCAGAAGGAGUGGAAAAGAUUGCAGUUAAGAUUAAGGGGUGUGUGUUUACACCAGAAAACGUUAAUUGUCUUUAUUUCAUCUGUUCAUUUCAGAAUCAUAAUCAAGUGUUCCAGUACCUGAGCUCCCUCGAAACCUUGCUCUUCACAUCUGAUCUUGAUCCGCGCAUUUUGAACUUGUUCAAUCAUUUUAAAGCCUUAAGGUCGUAGAUGGAUGGCAUUCCUAACCUUGAAGUUUAAGUUAGAGUAGUAUAUACACCACACAUAUGGCGGAAAAUCGUAAAAGUUAUUUUACGAAGGUUUCCUCUCACUCGAGCAAGGAACAAUAUGUUUUUUCUCAUGCGCUAAUUUUCCAGAGUUUUCUUUGUUCCGCUUCACUCGUAAAGCGAUGAAGGGUCUAUGGUUUGCUCUAUGUCUGAUUUUAAGUGUUUUGUUUCUUGUCAUCAUAUAUUUUAUUGCAUAAUUAUUUUUUUCGGCAUAAAUUAUCGCUCAGUUGCACAUGCAACGCAACCAUUCUCAGCUGGGUAAGCAACGGUUGGGUCGUUUUUAAGCCAAUCCCUGGCUUUGUUCCUCUCUCCACACGAAAACAAAAGGCCUAUUGUUUAACAAUCGGUCGCUUCUGGUCGUCAUAGUAAGCUAUGAGUUUUUAUGACUUUGUAAUUGGCAAUUUUAAAUAUCCAAUAAUUGGAAAAGUGCUGAAUUCUGAGUCAGAAUCUCAAAGAUUUGUUGUCGUUAUGAAUUUUUAAUUGAGUGUCAAAAGUAAUUCGGUAUUACUUUGAUUUUGCUUUACCUCGCACUCUGAUUGGCCUAGAAUACUCGCGCCAUCCUUUCAACCAAUCAAACGCAAAAUGACUUAAUCACCUGCGCUUUCACGUCCUUGAGGCAGUUUGCCUGA